Molecule: messenger RNA, 3318 nt
Organism: Girardinichthys multiradiatus
Lineage: Eukaryota; Metazoa; Chordata; Actinopteri; Cyprinodontiformes; Goodeidae
Gene: nek4
Product: NIMA-related kinase 4
Exons: 16
Coding region: 228-2807 (859 amino acids)
Biological process (GO): protein phosphorylation
Molecular function (GO): ATP binding; protein kinase activity
Source: RefSeq, a predicted model, not a curated record
CCGACAACGCAUCGCUCAACCUUAGUUGCCUAGUGAUAACAAACUAUCCAAAGCUUAUUUCCUGCCUUUUCAAAAAUCUCAUCGCUGCCUCCCAAGCUAACUUAAAGUUUUCCGAACAGUUUUUUUUAUAUUGUUUAUGUUGUGGUUUCUUCCAAACUAUGGGGCAAAGUAACAGUUACACUCUCUCUGGAAGUGUCGUCUAGCGGCGGCUGGAUUUUUGACCAGUGAUGAAUAACUAUAUUUUCAUCAGGGUCGUUGGGAAGGGAAGCUACGGAGAGGUGAACUUGGUCAAACACAAGACAGACCGAAAACAAUAUGUGAUAAAGAAGCUGAAUUUAACCACUUCAUCCAAGCGGGAGCGACGUGCUGCAGAGCAGGAGGCGCAGCUUCUGUCCCAACUGCGACAUCCCAACAUUGUGACGUACAGGGAGUCAUGGGAAGGAGACGACCGUCAGCUGUAUAUUGUGAUGGGUUUCUGUGAAGGCGGGGACCUCUAUCACAGGCUCAAGCAGCAGAAAGGAGAACUGUUGCCAGAGAGGCAGGUUGUAGAGUGGUUUGUCCAGAUAGCCAUGGCACUCCAGUACCUCCAUGAAAGGAACAUUCUUCACCGGGACCUUAAAACGCAGAAUAUCUUCCUGACAAAAACCAACAUAAUCAAAGUUGGAGACCUGGGCAUUGCACGUGUUUUGGAGAACCAGAAUGAUAUGGCCAGCACUCUUAUUGGGACCCCGUACUACAUGAGUCCGGAGCUCUUUUCUAAUAAACCCUACAACUACAAGUCAGAUGUAUGGGCCCUGGGUUGCUGUGUGUACGAGAUGUCCACACUGAAGCACGCCUUCAAUGCCAAAGACAUGAACUCACUGGUUUAUCGCAUUGUAGAGGGAAAGUUGCCACCAAUGCCAAGCCAAUACCACCCCCAGCUCGGAGAUUUGAUCAAGAGCAUGCUGUGUAAGAGACCUGAAGACAGGCCUGAUGUCAAACAUAUCCUCCGGCAGCCCUACAUUAAGCGACAAAUUGCCAUGUUCCUUGAAGCCACCAAAGAAAAAACCGCCAAGUCGAGAAAAAAAGCUGUGGCUGGAACUGGAGACUAUGGGACCAUCAGUGCAUCAUCUGGUGCAUCAUGUCACUCAAAACCUGUGAGCCCUCCUCCAUGUCCAAAUACUGACACUACAGAAGAUAAAUCCCAGGAGCAUGAAAACGGUGUUGCUGAUUGCUCUCCAGCCCAGCCCUCACAAUCUAAAUCUUCAUCAGCUGAUAUUCUCGGAGCCGGUAUCUCUCCCAUGGCAACCAUCAGCAGCAUUAACAUUGAUCUCCCAUCACAACAAAAUGAUGAUGUGGUGAAAAAACAGGUUCAAAGGCCCCCAUCCGUCAAGCAAAGCAGGGAACCUGUGGCUCGCAUCGUCCACAGAGACAGCAAGGUGAGAGGGAAACCAGAUCCCUCGCCUCCUGCUUCCCCUGUGAAUCCCCCUGUCAGAGCUGCGUCAGGUGUUUGUGGCAGGGGAGGACACCAGAGGACAGCUUCCAGUGGACUGUUGGAUAUCCAGCCAAACCCAUGCGGUGCUGGUCCUGUAUCUGUGGAGAAACCGGACUCAGAUGUGGACAGUAAGGACGACACCAGCGAGUUACUUCGCGAGGCUUCUGUGCAGAGCUCGAAUGCAGAAAACAUCUUAGUGGAUGUGGACAAUAAAAAUGAUGCUGUGACUUUAAUCACGCGUGCGCCAGCAAAUCUACGCACCCCAGAUGUUCUUGACAGCCUCGAAACUACGGAGAAGCUGCUGGAACCUCCAGCAGUGGAGCCUCUUGAAGAAGAAACGUCUUCUGUCUCAACUAAACAAGAUCAAGCUUCCUUUGGUCAAAAUCCCGUGGUCCUCUCAGAGCCUUCAGGUUCAGAGCAACAGAUGCUUUUAGAUCUGACUAAAGGGGAACAUAAACAGUUGAUGUUGGCAGCUCCCAGACCUUUACCUCAACCUCCUAUUGACGCUGCAGCUGUGGAGAGGAAAAACAGGACCAAGAAGACUACAGAGAGCAAGAAGGUUGACUUGACUGCAGCCCCCACAUCAGUUAGCUUGUCUAAGGAUGGAGUGUUUCCUCUACAAGAUCGUCCUCUGACUGCCAGAGAGAGAAGACGCCUGAGGCAGUCCCAAGAGAGCGCAAGACAAGCAGGUCCUAGUGCUGUGCGAAGGGCAUCGUAUGAUGUUGCCAAAGCUGAGCGACAUAAUGUCCCCGUUACUCGAUCUACUUCAUACUCCACCCCAGAGUCCAACAGUAAGCACGAUAAACUGAUGGCGCAAAGGUCAGAUGAAGAUGAGUGCAGCUCUUCUACAAGUUCCACGGAGCGCUCAGAGGGAGACUGUAGGGAAAGCAGAAAAACAGAAUCCAGCGACAUGCAUGAUUUGGUCCAUAUGAUGACUCAGACUUUGAGAAUGGAUGCUGGACAUGAGGUGGGAAACGGCAGAUUUGACUCCACCACGCUGCCUGAAUUCAAGCUGAACCGGAGGUACAGGGACACCCUGGUGCUUCAUGGGAAAGCCAGAGAAGAGGCAGAGAACCUGUCGCUUCGGGAAAUACCAACAGGCUCUUCGUCCGGUCCAGCCAAAGUCAGAAGAGCAAUAGAGCGUCUGAGAACAGAUGUGGUGAAAGGCCUGGGUGUUAAGCUUUUGGAUAAAGUGCUUGAAAUCAUGCAGGAGGAAGAUGAGGUCAAAAGAGAAAUGUGCCUUCGUCACCAGAUGGGAGAUGAGAAGUACCAAGCUUAUGCUGUCAUGGUGAGACAGCUGAAGUUUUUUGAGGACAUUGCCGUCAAGUUAUGAACAGCACUGUAACUACGGGAGCACACACACACACAAUCUGGAAAAGCAUAGUUGGGUCAAUCAAAUGAAGCAUUCUUCCAUUUACUGAGGUACGAAGGUCUUUACCACAAAUGUUUUUCAAACUGAAAUUUGUACCAAGGUAAAAAGUUUCCUGUGAAAAGAGAAUCUUAGUACAGACAUGUAUAGACAUAUGGUCAAUUAUGUAAAUGACUGCAUUUUAUUUCUGCAUCUUACUGUUUAUCAACACUGAAUCUAAAAAUGAGCCUUUAAAGCCCAGGUUGCCUAUGCAAAUAGUUUAGUCAUUUUAAAUCUUCAAUUUCUUUUUCCUGCAUUUACUGUUAGUGACUUUCAUGUCUCACCCAACACACACUGUCUUUGUCACUUGUGCUGUACAAAUAACUUAAGAUGUAACUAAUGUUGACUAAUUCUCUUUUUAAACAAAAUAAUGUAAAAUAGAUUUGUUGUAGAUAUUAAACAUGAGUGAUUUCUAAUAAAACUAAAACUGAAUGCC